AUGGCCUCCUCCUCCAGCCAAAUCACCCACGGCUACUACAGCUUCCUCGGUGUCCCGAUGGAUGCCACGGACAGCGAGAUCCGUGAGGCGUACGUCCAGCUGUCGCGACUGUACCACCCGGACAAGGUCCUCGACGAGGACGACAAGGAGGUGGCCUCCGAGCAGUUCAUGCGGUUGCACCAUGUCUACCAGAGUGCGUCUGUGCAGCUGCUUUGCGCCUUCGAUGCGCGGCCCACGACCGACAAGCUCAGCCUCUUCCCAUCGGCCUUUUCGGACGGCACCAGCGUCGGCCGGGCGUCCCCCCUGCGCGUGGGCGUCCUGCAGAUCCCCGGCGAGGUGGUGGAGAUCAUGCAAGCCCUGCCGGCGGUGACCGAGCAGUCGCUGGUCAUGUCGGUGUCCGGGCAGCUGGACCGGCGCAACCAGCUGCAAGUGUCCUCCAGCGUGAGCCUGGACCUGGAGAAGGAGCACAUCGACGGCCGGACGGUGGUGGCCACCCUGGCUCCGGUGUCCUCCUUCGGGGUGAACUACAUCCGGCACUUGACCCCGCGGACGAGCGCCGUGGCCACGGUGUCCUUCGGCACCAAGGCCAGCAGCCGGCUGGUGGUGACGCACCGGCUGCGUUUCGGCACGCGGUGCUCCUUCGGCCUGACGGCCACCACCACGCACGGGGCCCUGCUGUUCAUCCCGCUGGCCAACUUCGAGUAUGCCUUCUCCGACCGGUGGACCCUGCUGGGGUCGGUGUACCACCAGGCCACCCUGAGCGCGGUCUACUGCGAUGACACCCCCCCGCCGGGGCACGUGCAGGUGGAUGACCCGGAGAGCCCGGACUUCUUCGAGUCGCAAAGCGUCCGGACCAAGCUCGGCCCGGCGUCGGAGUUCUCGGCCGACCUGACCACCACCGGGCUGUCGGUGUCCUACCGGAACCGGCUGGACUCGCUGUCGGACCGGCCAUCCGCCCGGGCGGACUCCAUCCUCGGCCGGUCGCUGCUGGACAUCGAGCGGUUCUGGCUGCGCGCCAAGGCCAGCCUCACGUCGGACACCGUCAGCAUGACCCUCGGCCUGUCGUACCAGCUGAACCGGUCGUGGCGCUUCUUCACCGGGCUGACCCUGGACGCCAGCCAGGGUGUGCUGACGGAAAUCCGCGCCAGCAGCGAUCGCACGCGGCUGGCCUUCCCCAUCCUGCUGAGCUCCAACCCGCUGUCGGUGAUGGCCAUCUCCCUGGGCGGGCUGCUGCCCAUGGCCUUCGGGUAUCUGCUGAAGCGCUUUGUCAUCGACCCGCAGGCGGCUGCCCUGGCCCGGGAGAAGCUGCGCAAUCACCGGCUUCGCAUCAGCGACUGGACCAAUGCCCAGCGCGUGGCCGCCAUGGGGGCCGUGCGCCUGCUCCAGGCCCAGGCCGAGGAGAAGCGCCGCCAGGAGGCCAGCCACAAGGGUCUGGUCAUCCUGGAGGCGUGGUAUGGGCGUUUCGAGGAUGGAGUCCCUCCGGGGGCUGGGUCCGGUGCCGCGGCUGCCGCUGCCAUGGGCGCCGGCAGCGGGUCGUCUGCCUCUUCCUACCUCGAGCAGCCGCUCACCUUCGACGUGACCAUCCCCCUGCAGUUCCUGGUCACGGCUUCCGAGCUGCACCUUCAGUCCACCAGCAAGGCCGGCCUGUCCGGCUUCUACGACCCCUGCUUCGGCGAGCCGAAGAAGCUCUUCAUCCGGUACCUGUACCGCGAUCGGGAGCACCGCGUGGUCAUCGACGAUGGGCAGUCCCUGUCCCUGCCCAAGCGCAACCACGCCGUCAAGGAGAGUGGCUCCGCCUGA
This is a messenger RNA of Fonticula alba, 1800 nucleotides long. RefSeq lists its product as hypothetical. The coding region runs from base 1 to 1800 and encodes 599 amino acids. Lineage: Eukaryota; Rotosphaerida; Fonticulaceae. The record is from RefSeq and is a predicted model, not a curated record. The transcript has 3 exons. Gene Ontology annotation, biological process: cristae formation.